Messenger RNA from Chlorocebus sabaeus (green monkey), 2702 nucleotides. RefSeq names its product transmembrane protein 100 (gene TMEM100). Gene Ontology annotation, cellular component: plasma membrane. Gene Ontology annotation, biological process: cellular response to BMP stimulus. NCBI's taxonomy places the organism in Eukaryota, Metazoa, Chordata, Mammalia, Primates, Cercopithecidae. The record is from RefSeq and is a predicted model, not a curated record.
UCCAAGCCCUUUGCCAGCAAUUAGAGAAAUAUAACAAUUUGACAGAAAGACAGAAAACAAAUCUCUUCCAAGAGUUAAUUUAGAUUUAUGGUUCACAGUAUUGAUUAGAAGGGGUUAUUAACACAUGUGCAGAUGAAGAAAAUGGAGGAUGAAAAACUUUUAACUACAAAGUGUAGGAUGAGGUCCCAGUAUUUUCUCCUCAAAAAGACAAUCUUGGGCUUUAUGUAUUUCAAGGUUUUAAAAUGUUCAGUUUGUCUGUAAGAAACGAUAAACCUAUAAAGCCACUUACAGGUUUAUGGGGGUGGGAAAUAGAUGUUUAACUUUAUUGUUUGAGCAUAUGAUGUGUCAAGCUGUAUAUGUUUGAAUGUUUAAAAUACCUUGUUCCUUAAAGUGGGCCAAGGAACAGAGGUCUUGACAUAGGUAGGAGCCUGUUACAGACUUACUGAAUCAGAAUCUAAGUUUAACAAUCUCCCCAGAUGAUAUAUGUAUCUAUUAAAGAUUAGGGUUCAAACCAAGGGUUUCUCUGUUACUGGGUGAUCUUCGUUAAAUUCCUUAACCUCUCUGAGCCUGUUUCCUCAUUUAUGAACUAGUGAGAAUUAAUGUUAAUGUGUGACAUUUCUUAAUAUUGUGCCAUGUCCAGAGUAGGUGCUCUAUAAAUGGUAGCAAUUAUCAUGAUGAUGAUAAUCUUGGCGCUGCUAAAGUUACCUCCUUGCAAGAGCAGUAAACAAUCAUAUUUAAAUCAAUGUGACUGGCUUCCCCCCUUAACCGCAAACAUUUGUGCCUCCCACCCUCAUUCCUAAAUGAAUUAACACUGAACAAGUGGGAUUUUAAGCUUCAGAUGACUAUCACGCACAUAUAAAUAAAGAAUAAUGGGAAAACCUAGGAACGUGGAUUUUUGCUGGCUUAGAGACUGAAUUCAGCUGCCCCAUGACUUCACAGCUGUUUCUGCCGCCCUAGAGUGUCUGUCCCCUCAGCUCUGUCCCCUCAGCCGGGUCUGCAACGCUGACUCUGGGAUUUUCUUAUAAAAAUGCCUGAUGGACGGGAGGAAGAUCUGGAGGUCGGCAGGGGAAAAACCGUGCUGUUAGAGGCUCUUUCCCAGAAGUUGGACGAAGAGACUCAAGCGUUGCUGUUUCUUCCCUUCCAAGUCAAGUGGUUACUCUGGUAAUGGAUUGCCUCUCUCGGAGCUUUCACCCUGGUGAGACUGUCCAGAUCUAGUCUGCAAACCCAGCUUAGAAGCACUGUUGUAAAAAUGACUGAAGAGCCCAUCAAGGAGAUCCUGGGAGCCCCAAAGGCUCACAUGGCGGCGACGAUGGAGAAGAGCCCCAAGAGUGAAGUCGUGGUCACCACAGUCCCCCUGGUCAGUGAGAUUCAGUUGAUGGCUGCUACAGGGGGUACCGAGCUCUCCUGCUACCGCUGCAUCAUCCCCUUCGCUGUGGUUGUCUUCAUUGCUGGCAUCGUGGUCACCGCGGUGGCUUACAGCUUCAAUUCCCAUGGCUCCGUCAUCUCCAUCUUUGGCCUAGUUGUUCUGUCAUCUGGACUUUUUUUACUAGCCUCCAGCGCCUUGUGCUGGAAAGUGAGACAAAGGAGCAAGAAAGCCAAGAGACGGGAGAGUCAGACAGCUCUCGUGGCAAAUCAGAGAAGCUUGUUUGCUUGAGACUGAAAAAGACCAAAUGGGCUAUUGGGCCUGGAAAACCUGCUCUGACUUUGUCACCCAAUUCACCCAGAACCAUGGUGGGAGAGAACAGAUUUGGCAUUGGAGCAGACUGGAAGAAUAGGGGUGGGAGGGUGGAGGGGCUUCUCCUUUGUGAGGAAUGACUCAUGUCUUCUUUAACGACAAACUUAAUCCUAAGGGCUAUUUCUGAGACUGCAAAAUCAGCUUUCUAUUUACAUUAAACAUUUUGGGGGUCAUGGGAGUGCACGGCAUUAGACAGCGUUUGGUUCACCCUGUAAAGUAGCCAAGAAAAGAUGAGAAAAUAACAAGAUAGCCCUGGCACACUAGACAUUUGCCUCCAAAAGAAAUAACCCACAGUCUUAAGAUGUACCAUAAAAAUGUUCUGCCAAGGAUCUAAAUUACCUUGCGCUUCGCAUAUAUCUAUGAAAUUCUGUGAUAAUUUUUUUCAAUACAUUGAUUCACUGGCAUCUGUUUUUAUUUUUCACUUUUAAUAACUCAUCACUGGUGGUACUUUAUCUUGAAGAGUAAACUAAUAUUUUUUAUAUUUUAACAUUGGACAGUUUUAGCCAGUUGUAAUGAUGUGUCAGAAGUAAAGAAAAACCCAUUAAAGGUAUAGCUAAUAGAUGCUAUUGGGGGUUAAAUUAAUAGUAAACUAAUCCAAUAUAGCACUUUUGAUGAUUUUUAUAUAAAAAUCAAGUGUACAUUUCAUUCAGAAUAAUAAAUACUUAUUGCUGCUAAAACUUCUUAAAUGGUUGUUUCUGUUGUAGUUAUUUCUAUUGCAGUUCCAAAUUGCUAUAUUCCCUUGUCUCAUUUGCAAGUUCUCAAUUAUAUUUCUCUCAAAUGGACAGGUUCCUUCUUCUUUACUGGAGGAUUUUUGUUUUUAUCAUAUUGGUUUUUCAUUACUUCUGAAUAGUCUUAAUUACGUUUACUAAAUUCUAAAGGAGUUCUCUGCUAUUAUAAUUAGGAAAUCAAUGUCUUUGGUCAGGAACUUUAUAAUGUGCUAUUAAAUGUAUAUUACAUUUUUGUGGAA